Molecule: messenger RNA, 505 nt
Organism: Sciurus carolinensis (gray squirrel)
Lineage: Eukaryota; Metazoa; Chordata; Mammalia; Rodentia; Sciuridae
Product: ubiquitin-conjugating enzyme E2 variant 1-like
Exons: 2
Coding region: 1-381 (126 amino acids)
Biological process (GO): DNA damage tolerance; protein K63-linked ubiquitination
Cellular component (GO): nucleus
Source: RefSeq, a predicted model, not a curated record
AUGAACUUGAGUGCGCCUGCGCGCCAGCGCCCGGGGUCGGGCGCGGGGAGAAGAAGGGGCCGGCCUUCGAGCGACAGCGACGCAAGAUGGCAGCCACCACGGGCUCGGACAAUUUAUGAAAACCGAAUAUACAGCCUUAAAAUAGAAUGUGGACCUAAAUACCCAGAAGCACCCCCAUUUGUGAGAUUUGUAACAAAAAUUAAUAUGAAUGGAGUUAAUAGUUCUAAUGCAGUGGUGGAUCCACGGGCCAUAUCAGUGCUAGCAAAAUGGCAGAGUUCGUACAGCAUCAAGGUCGUUCUGCAAGAGCUACGGCGCCUAAUGGUGUCUAAAGAAAACGUGAAAGUCCCUCAGCCGCUGGAAGGACAGUGCUACAGCAAUUAAUCAAAAAGAAAACCACAGCCCCCAUUCGAUUUAAGCAGUCUUCAUUUUCCACCGUAGUAAAUUUUCUAGAUACAUGUUGUAGACUCAGAGUACUGGACAGGAAGCUUCCAUUCAAAGGCAGUUU